CAUUAUAUCCAAUCACAACUCAACAACAUCAACUUCACUUUAUUUUAGGCUGAAAAAUCUUGGAAUUUUCUUUAAAUUCAUUUCUUCAUCCUCUUUCUUGCUUCAGAAUCCUAUAAUUCUUUUUUCUGCUGAGUUGGUUUCUUUAUUAUUAUUUCUUCUCCUUUCCUUGUUACACAGACAAGGAAAAAGGGAGAAAGAACAGUUUUUUUUUCCCUCUCACGUCUGAAUAAGUCUUUCUCUGCCCUCUGUUGCUCUCAAACUCUUUGACUCUUUCUUUUGUUUCCAAAUUGGGUUAACACUUAUCACAUUCAUUGUGUUUACCUUCUCCUCUUGCUUUUCCAUUUUUUGUUUCUCACUUAAAAGUUCCAUUUUUUAUUUCUGGGUCAUUGUUGUUUUCUGUGAUCUUGUUAGAAUUUAGACCAAUUGAGUCACAGAUACUAGUUUUCAUUCAUCACCAAUUUGGAGCAUUCUCUCUGAUCUUUUUGAUCAAGUGGGUCUUUUCUAGAUUCCCGAGGACUCUUCUACUCUUAUAGAGAAAGGUAUUCUGAUUCCCUUCAAAGUGUUUGUGGGUUUAUCCUUGAUAUUGUUCUGGUAAAGCUUCAACUUCUGUUUUCAUUUCUCUUUGAUUUAUCUUGGUUUUCAAUUUUCCCAUCAAUAAGCCUAAAUUUGAUUGUAUGAACUUGUAAACUGAACUGAUGAAGUGGGAAACUUUAGCCCUUUCUCCUACACCUUGUUCUCCAAACUCCAGCACCAAUUGGUUGGUGGAAAAUAACAGGAGCACAAAAUGGACUCCUGAAGAGAACAAACUGUUUGAAAAUGCUCUUGCAGUGCAUGAUAAAGACACUCCAGAUCGGUGGCACAAAGUGGCUGAAAUGAUUCCUGGAAAAACAGUAGUUGAUGUGAUCAAGCAGUACAAGGAACUUGAAGCUGAUGUUAGCAAUAUAGAAGCUGGGUUAAUCCCAGUUCCUGGCUAUAGCACUGCUACUUCACCCUUCACCUUAGAUUGGGUGAACACUCCUGGUUAUGAUGGUUUCAAAGGAAGUGGCAAGAGAUCAUCCUCAGUGAGACCUCAUGAGCAGGAAAGGAAGAAAGGAGUACCUUGGACUGAAGAGGAACAUAAAUUGUUUCUUCUGGGUCUGAAGAAGUAUGGGAAAGGUGAUUGGAGAAAUAUUUCUCGCAACUUUGUGAUCUCUAGAACCCCAACACAAGUGGCUAGCCAUGCUCAGAAGUACUUCAUAAGGCAACUUUCAGGAGGCAAAGACAAGAGAAGGGCUAGCAUACAUGACAUAACAACGGUGAAUCUGACAGAAACCACCACAACUUCUUCAGAAGACACCAACAGAUCCACCUCACCACAUGUGCUCUCACAGCAGCAGCAGCAGCAAAAUUCUACUCCAACUACACCCACAACUCAUUUUCAGUGGAGUAAUCAAUCAAGCACAGGAAUGGCAAUGACUUUCAACCCUGCUCAUGAAAGAGUUUUCAUGUCUCCUUAUGGUGCUAACUCCUUUGGGGUUAAAAUGGAAGCACGGAAUCUGCAUAACGAGUCUUCUUACUUGGGACCUCAGACACAGAACAUGGUUUUCCAAAUGCAACAGUCCUCACAACACUAGUCCUAUGCAUCAUUUAGCCCUUGUUGUAGUGAGUUAUUAAUGGAUAGAACCCGAAUCUUGUGUCCAUUUCAAUAAGUACAGUGCUUGAGUUGAGCUUUUUCCCCGAGUUUUCAUGUGAAUAUAUCCUAGAAUGCUGGUUAGUAAUGAACUUGAAGGAAGGUACAUACAUUUGUUUCUUCAGCAAAUAAACACUUCUUGUAAGGAGAGUUGCAGGCAAACCAAGUCCAUAACGUUGUGUCUUGGUUGGUUUUCUAUGUUGUCUAAUAAUAAUGGAUUUCAAGCCAA
Vigna unguiculata (cowpea) is the source of this 1898-nucleotide messenger RNA. Its product is annotated as transcription factor DIVARICATA-like. The record is from RefSeq and is a predicted model, not a curated record. Gene Ontology annotation, molecular function: DNA binding. Lineage: Eukaryota; Viridiplantae; Streptophyta; Magnoliopsida; Fabales; Fabaceae.